CUAAGAUUUCCCUUCUGUGUUUUGAAUUCUUCUUUGAAAACCUUAACUGUAAUCUUUACAAGACAAAUGUUAUGGGUACCCUUAACAUGCUGGGACUAGCCAAGAGGAUUGGUGCAAGGUUCUUGCUUACUAGUACUAGUGAAGUGUACGGAGAUCCACUCGAGCAUCCCCAAAAGGAGACUUAUUGGGGAAAUGUUAAUCCUAUAGGUGAGCGCAGUUGCUAUGACGAGGGAAAACGCACUGCUGAGACUUUGACUAUGGAUUAUCACCGUGGUGCAGGAGUGGAGGUGCGCAUUGCUCGUAUUUUCAACACAUAUGGACCUCGCAUGUCCCUAGAUGAUGGGCGUGUUGUCAGUAACUUUGUAGCACAGGUUAUUCGCAAGCAACCCAUGACAGUUUAUGGUGAUGGGCAGCAAACAAGAAGCUUUCAAUAUGUUUCUGACUUGGUUGAUGGAUUGUCAGCACUAAUGGAAGGUGAGCAUGUUGGGCCUUUCAACUUGGGAAAUCCAGGGGAGUUCACAAUGCUGGAGCUCGCCGAGGUUGUGAAGAAGGUGAUAGAUCCCAGUGCAACCAUUGAGUUUAAACCCAACACUGCUGACGACCCGCACAAGAGGAAGCCAGACAUCAGUAGGGCAAAGGAGCUUCUGAACUGGGAGCCGAAAAUCGCCCUCCAUGAUGGGCUGCCCCUCAUGGUCAACGACUUUCGCAAUCGCAUCUUGAACGAAGACGAAGGAAAAGGGAACUAAAAACUACAAGUAAGUUUGAAGAGUCUCAUUUAUGAACUGCAUGUACUGUAUAGAAAAAAAAAGCACGCCGAGAUUUCUCAUCUUCAUUUCUGUCUUGCAGCUGUAGUAGUCCAUAUAUUUCCCCCCCCCCUCCCCCCGCCCGCCAUUGCAACACCAAUAGUUUUUCUGCAGGAAUAGAAAUAAGUUUCUCUUGUUUUUUUAAAAAUAAUUCAGACUUUUCUAUGCUUCAAUCUGAAUGGGGCAAUGCAGAGCUGUGUAGUAACUAGUAAGCACAUUGUGGUGUUUAGGGCAUUUCUGGUAAAAAAGAGCUGUUUGAUUUUUUUGUUUAUGAGCAAUGCAGUCAUUUUUUUGAGUCUGUUGGGGGAAAAGAGCAUUUUAGACGGAUGUGAACUGAACUGCUGUUUUGAAUUAGCAGUAAAAUGGCAUUAUGCUU
Molecule: messenger RNA, 1179 nt
Organism: Cuscuta campestris
Lineage: Eukaryota; Viridiplantae; Streptophyta; Magnoliopsida; Solanales; Convolvulaceae
Source: the annotation of a GenBank genome assembly